Exophiala viscosa is the source of this 4425-nucleotide messenger RNA. Its product is annotated as Non-repetitive/WGA-negative nucleoporin C-terminal-domain-containing protein. The record is from RefSeq and is a predicted model, not a curated record. The coding region runs from base 138 to 4160 and encodes 1340 amino acids. Lineage: Eukaryota; Fungi; Ascomycota; Eurotiomycetes; Chaetothyriales; Herpotrichiellaceae. Gene Ontology annotation, biological process: transcription-dependent tethering of RNA polymerase II gene DNA at nuclear periphery; poly(A)+ mRNA export from nucleus; protein import into nucleus. The transcript has a single exon. Gene Ontology annotation, cellular component: nuclear pore outer ring. Gene Ontology annotation, molecular function: structural constituent of nuclear pore; protein binding.
UUACGAGCGGUCAUAAGUUCAUAACAAACCGCAUUGCAUUGUUCAUGCCAGCAAAAAUGUCAUAGCCUGAAGCCCAUGACUACAACUCUUUUCUCAUCUUUUCUUCUGCGCCCGAACGCAUUCCCGUGCUGCUCGAGAUGUUCUCCCCCGACGCGUCGCGAAUACAGUCAUUGAGACCGAAGAGAACGCGGCAGACAUCCGGGCCAGAAGACUCGAUCAAAUUACCUCAGGCGAAGCGAAAGCGGUCGGCGCUCCGACGAGACACGUUCGAGCCAUUAGCUGAAGCAAGCAUCAAUGAGAUUGCUGGACGCGAAGCGGCUGAUGAGAAGACCAAUGGACACAUUACCCCGGCUGCGCAAAUUAAGGAAUUGACGUUGCGAGGAUCAAAGAAACCGGAAAAGAGAUCGGAGAGAACAACAGGGUUGAACAACGCAGCUCUGACACUAGCAUGCAACGACUUCUACACUGUUGCCCAGCUACCUUCUCUACCAGAACAGAUCAAAAGUCAUCCUUCAAUCCCCUACUCCUGCGUCAUUUCUCCCGAACAUGGCUUUGCAUUGGCUCUCACACACAGCGAUGCUAUAAUCUGGCCGUACCAUUCAAGCGCAUCGAAUCCUUCGUCGCGAGAUGUUGUCACCUUCAAAUUGCCAUUUCCGCCAGCAUCGGUGGAUGACCCCUUGCCAUUGGCGACGUUUACAACCAAAUCUGCCAGUGGUGAACCCGGCAUCGUGGCAGUAUCCUCAAAAUGGGGCAAGGUCGUCUAUUGGGAAACAAUAUCAAACGCUUCGUCCCUCAUCCCUGGCCAGACGUCAAGUGUACAGGGUUCGAUACCAGGAAUGACGAACAGAGAAAUCGUGGAAGAGUUGGUCAACGCGGAACCAUCUGGUUUUAUACUCGCAUUGCGCGGAGGAAGAGUCGCUCAUCUGACGAUCCGCGACCAGAUGGGGAGGCCUGGGAUUGGUGUCCAAUUUUUGCGCAAAUAUUCGAAUGGUGCAGGUGGUCUCUUCGGCAGCAUUCGCAAUGUGUUUGGGGGUGAAGAAAGAAAGGGCACUCCCAUGAUCAAAGCAGGAGGCUCGAGGAAAGGUCAACGAGAUGUUGUCAUCGCGACAGAAGACGCCGAGUUGGAAUUCUGGAACACCAACCUCAGUGUUGGCAACUCUCUAGAAACAUCAUUCAGUUUCAAGGACGAUAUCACCGAGGCGCUGAAAUCGACGUUGCUGGAAACACCACAACUCAACUUCAAGGUUCUGGACGUGGAACUUUCGGCAGGACCAAGCACAGCACUAAGUCGACAGGGCAGUCAUGGUGCCCCAAUGAUGGUCCUGGUCUCUGUUGCUUUGGACGAGCAAACCAAAUACUACAUCAUUGAGAUGGUGGUUGAUGAGGGAGCAAAGGUGAAAGUGGUGCACCCUGUCAAUUGCUACUCAUCAUCGUCGUCCGAGCGGCCGUCAUGGCGACCUCGUCUAUGUGUGGCAAGAAACCAGCCGGUGGCAUUCAUCCUGUUCGAAACAGCAAUCGUUAUCUUUUCUCUGGCCAAAGUGAAAGAGUCACCCUCAACGCAAUUAAUUUUGGAACGACAGUCACUACCGGAGCCUUUUCAAGACUGCGUUCGUUUCCAAGAUGCGACCAUCUACAAGGUUCUGGGAUAUGUACUUGAGACUUCGGAGAAGCAGUCGUCGGUGGUAUUUGGAGUGCAAGGUUUUGGCAUAGUAAAGAUGAUCUCUCAUCUUCGGCAGACGGAGGAAUUGGAGAUUGAUGAGUUCGCCGACCGGAUAAGUGCGAAAAGCAAAAUCGAGCAAGCCGUGUUCUUCGGAAGUAUCAAACAGAAUCCGUUCGACCUGAAGAACAUCAACCAAAUCUUCCCAGCAGAAGAGAUCGAGUCAGCCGCACUGAACAUCAGCUCCGAAAUCGUCUCGUCAACGUCCAAGCAUCUCCCCAAGACUGCACCAUCUAUCGACAUGCAUUUGAGACUCAGAGCGAAAGCUCUUGAUGACUUAGCACAGCACUUGAUGAAGUAUUAUGCCUCCGCCAUCACACCCAAUACACGUUUUCAGAUGCUGCUCAAUGCAGAAAAGGUGGCUGCGGCCCAAGCACUUUGGAAAGUGCAAGAGGAUAUACAACGACGAUAUCCACAAGAAGGUCGCGAAAUGACCUAUCUCGAUUUCACUCUUCGGGCCUUGCACGAAACUCGACAAAAAUAUCCAGAUCCAGAAAAAGGAGAAAAGGAUCGUGUACGACAUUGGCUAGUCAACAGUGUUGGCAACAUCGAUCAUCUCAUGUCCGAACUGGUCAGCUGCACGGAUGAACUAGGACCAAUGCAGGUUACCGAUCCCAAAGUUGUUGCAGACUACCUCAAAGAAGCGGUCGACCUGUGGAUUGCAUCGUACUCGGCUGGCUUCAAGUUCCGGGAAGACAAUGCUCCAGGGUACGGACUAGGGGAUGAAGUGUUUCAAGAUGGCGUGCUUAUAUCAGGAUUUCCAACCGAAAUACCUCACCCAUGGACGUCGAAGGAAGAACCUUUCCGCUUUGGUCAACGUUUGAUCUACGACAUCUGCGGAUUCCUCACCGAGUGGUGGGAUAACACCCAAGGGAAGAACAAGAAGAAAAAGAUGCCUGCUGACCUCGACGGGAAACCAUAUGAGGCACCCAGCAAAAGUGCCUUGAAGGAUCUAGCUGCUCGAUUACCUGUCGAGGUGGAAUUGUUCUGUCGCAUCACGAAAGAAGAAUUCAUCCAGGCAGCAUGUCAUCUGAAAAAGCUUGAAAAAGACCCGGAAGUGUAUCGAGAUGAGCUUAGAAAUAUGACUGCAGAAAAGCAAGACAGGAUCGACAAAGCUUUGCAGGUCAUAUCUCCGUUCAACAUGCUGGGGGCGAUACAUCUGGCGGAGAAGUUACAGAACUGUCCAAUGCUGGUGAACCUGCACUAUGCGUACUACAGCCAACUGACGGUAGAAGCCGAGGCCGAUCCUUCGUUGAAGGACAUCAACUCACGGAAAAUCAACGAGAUGCAGAAUCAAGCUGAGACGUACUUUGAGCGAUUCGGCAAACAAUGGGCCUGGGCUAGUUUCAGUCAGAUGAUCGAGGACGACGAGUGCGGCAAUCUCUUGAUCAAAGGGCAAGAGGACGAUAAGAAACAACAGAUUCUUUCGUGGUUCUUUAAGAAAGCACAGAAGAAUGGUCAAAGUGUCGGCAAACUCAGCUGGAUCCAUGACGUGGUCGGAAGCGACAACUAUGCACGCGCUGAGAGAACUUUACAGGAAGUUGUGGCUGGGGAGGUCGUCGAUGUGUGGAACAAAAAGACGGAACUGGCUCUGGCUAAGCUGUCAGGAUUGGCCGCGGAUGAAGGCAAGGACAUCGCCCGUAAAGAUGCUAAGCGUUAUGACAGCGAUCUCUCCAUGGUUGAGAUUCAGGAACGAAUUUGCCAACAUGUUCAGGCCGCGAUCGGACCUGCUCUUGAUGACAAAGCUGCGUAUGACCUUGCGAGGGAGAAUUUCGCUUCAAGGCUUGUCAAGGAUACGCCAGGACUGAAGACGACAUUGAAGCAGCUCUUGAAAUCGUUGCUACAUCAGGCACCGUUGAGUCCCGAAGAACUGGUCGAUUUGCUGACUUUGAUGGACUCGGUCGAGUGGGUGGGCAUGCCAGAAGAAGAUCCAGAAAUCUGUGGACAGGAAUUCAUCACAGCCCUGCAAGUCGUGGAUCUUGCCGCCUUACCCAGUCACAAGCAAGAAGACUUACGGGCUCUGAUAUGGAGAAGAGCGAUGAUAAGAGAUAACUGGAUGCUGAUCAACGAUACCAGUGGCAAAGACGAUAACUGGGUCCUGAAUGAGAUGCAACAGACAAGUCUAUUCCGGACCAUUCAGCAAGCAUUCUUGCUGAAGCACUUUCAAGGCACGCCAGUGCAUCUGCUAUCACCCGAACAAAUCUUGGGGCGUGAGGCUUUUCCUAGCAGUCUACAGACGAGGUUUUCUGAGAGUGAAUUGGAACCUCUACGCAAGGAUAUGGAUAAAGAGCAAGCAAAGCUCAAAAAGUUUGUUGAGAAAGGACGGCUUGAAGAUCAUUAUGGAGGGCUGGUCUCUUCUGCUCAGCGCAGUGUCAGAGGCAUCAUUGACCAGCAAGGCGAACGAAUGGCUCAAGAUGCUCUGGCAGAAACUAAUGGGCACUGAGUGUAGUAUUACUAUGGUAAUUGGUUGAGAUUGUAUCCUGGAGGCUGCUUGACAGGAUGGUUGGAGCAUUGGCCUUUCCAAAAGCAACCACUAUUGCAGCAUGUCACUAUUACUAUAUGGUAGCUGCUACGGACCACAUAGCUGAAUUAUGGUGGUGAAGCUAGCAAGGAUCAUAGAAGGCGUGGCUGCCUGAAUUGGUGACUGCGAACCAUUGCCAGGUCACAACUACUUUCGCUACGCGUCAAAUAUUACCGCGUUUCUUUCU